AUGUCUGAACCAUCAUCACCAAUUGUAAACAACAUCAAGGAUACGACUGCGCCCGCGUCGACGACAACAAAUGUUGUGGAUACAACAGCAGCAGCAGCAGCACCAGCUGUAGUCACACCACCAAAGCAAAAGGUUUACACUUUGGGUAUUAGAAGAGAGGAUAAGAAUAGAUGGGAGAGACGUGCCCCUUUGGCACCAUCUCACAUUGAGGAGUUGGUCAAGAAGGGCAUCAAGAUCAUUGUCCAACCCUCCACUCUUAGAAACUACUCUAACGCUGCCUACCAAAAGGCCGGCGCCAUCAUCCAGGAGGACAUCAAGGAGUGCGACGUCAUCAUCGCCGUCAAGGAAGUGCCAUCCGAGUACCUUUUCCCAAACAAGACCUACAUCUACUUCUCCCACACCAUCAAGGCUCAGCCAUACAACAUGCCAAUGCUUGAUGAGAUCAACAAGAAGCAUAUUAGAUUGAUUGAUUACGAGCGUAUCACUGACGAGAAGAAUAGAAGAUUGGUACGUUUCGGUUCGUUCGCGGGUUAUGCUGGCAUGAUCGACAUGCUUCAUGCUCUUGGCGAUAGACUGUUGGCCAAGGGUUUCUCCACUCCAUUCUUGCACGUCGGUUAUUCAUACGUGUACUCCAAGUUGGAGAACGCCAUGGAUGCCGUUCGCGCCAUUGGCGAGGAGAUUUCACAAGUUGGACUUCCCGACGACUUGCUCCCAUUCACAUUUGCCUUCACCUCUGAUGGUGCCGUCGCCCAAGGUGCAUUGACAAUCUUCAAGCUCCUUCCACACAAGAUGGUCACUCCCGAUGAGAUGGUCGAUCUUGUCAAGAACAAGAAGGGAGAGCGUGGUAUCCUCUAUGGAACCAUCAUUACAUCUGAGCACAUGGUCGAGCCAAUCGAUCCAACCAAGAAGUUCGACAAGAAUGAGUACUACUCUGACCCAUCAAAGUACAAGCCAUCUUUCUACCAAAAGUACGCUCCAUAUAUCUCAAUUAUUAUCAACUGUAUGUACUGGGAUGCCAAGUUCCCUCGUUUGAUCACCAUCAGACAGAUGGAGGAAAUGGUUGAGACUGGCAACUCACGUCUCUUGGGUGUGGCCGAUAUCUCUGCAGAUAUCAACGGUUCAUUGGAGUUCUUGAUGAAGACCACCUCAAUCGAUCAGCCACUCUAUAUCUACGAUCCAAAGACCCAGGAAAUCCACGAUCCAUCUACCGAUCAGAAGUACAUGUAUCGUGAUGGUAUUAUGUUCUUGGCUGUGGACAACUUGCCAACUGAGUUCCCGAAGGAGGCCACUCAAUGGUUUGGUGACCAUUUGUCAAAGUUCAUGGAGGCAGUCGUCAGAUCCGACCCAACCAAGCCAUACGAUGAGAUGAAUGAUCUGCCACUGGAGAUCAAGCGUGCCGUCAUCACAGCACAUGGCAAGCUCACUCCACCAUUCGAGUACAUCAAGGAGUUGAGAAAGAAGCGUGAGGCAAUGUUUGGAAAGAUCCUGAUUAUUGGUGCUGGCUACACCUCACAUCCAGUCAUCCAAUACUUGACAAGAAACCCAAGCCACAAGAUCACUGUUGCUGAUAUUGAUAUCGAACAAACAAAGAAGGUGUUGAACUUUGAGCCAGACGUUGCUACAGCCAUCGUUGAUGUGAAUGAUGUGAAGAAGUUGGAUGAGUUGGUCAGCAAGCAAAGUGUUGUUAUUUCUUUGUUGCCAGAGGAGCUCAACCUAAAGGUGGCCAAAUCAUGCCUUCGCACCAAGAAGCAUUUGGUCACAGUCGGUUACCUCACCGAGGAGAUGAAGGCCUUGGACAAGGAGGCCAAGGAAGCCGGUAUCACCUUCUUGAACGAGAUGGGUCUCGACCCAGGCAUUGACCAUCUUGAGGCUGCCAAGGUCAUCAACGAGGUUCAAAGCCAGGGCGGCAGAAUCAGGACAUUCGUCUCCUGGGCUGGUGGUUUGCCCGCUCCAGAGUCCUCUGACAACCCUCUGGGCUACAAGUUCAGCUGGAGCCCAAGAGGAGUGUUGGAGUCGGUCACACUCGACGCACAGUACAAACAGGACGGCAGAGUCAUCUCAAUCCCAGGCCAGGAGGUCUACAAGAGGACACAGCAGGUGGACAUCUUCCCAGCUCUGGCUCUCGAGGGUGUGCCAAACCGCAACUGCCUCGACUUGGCCGAUUAUUAUAACAUUACCGACUGCAACACAUUGUUCAGAGGCACUCUUCGCUACCAAGGUUUCUGUCAGGUGAUGGAGGCUGCCGUCGAGGUUGGUCUCUUGGACGAGACCAUCCACGAGUACUUGCUGGCCAACUCACCCAAGCUCUCAUGGAAUGAAGCGUUGCGCAAGAUUCUGCCAGUGCCCCUCAGCGAGGACAUCUCCACCGAGGAGAUCUUCAGAAGGAAGCUCAGGACCAGACGUGGCUAUCCCAACAAGGGCUAUGAUGACGACAAGAUCAGCAAGGUCCUCAGUGUGUUUGAUUGGCUGGGCAUCUUCUCCAAGACCCUCUGGAUCGCCCAGAAGGGCUCAUACAUGGAUGGCUUCUGCGAGCUCCUCAAGGGCAAGCUUGAGUUCAGUCCAUCGGAGCGCGACCUCAUCAUCCAGCAUCUCAUCUUUGGCAUUGAGUGGCCAGGCGGCAAGCACGAGACCAAGACCUCGACAUUGGUCUACUACGGUGACAAGGACAUCUCGGCCAUUGCAUACUGCAUCGGUUUGCCAGUGGCCAUUGCAUCGGAGCUCAUUGUCGAAGGCAAGUUGUUGAAGCGUGGCGUUGUCGUGCCCACCAGCGAGGAGUACUACAAGCCCAUCCUCAAGGCCUUGAGCAAUGAGGGUAUUGCAUUCGUGCAUCGUUCUCAGUUUGACAACUACUAA
Molecule: messenger RNA, 2853 nt
Organism: Acytostelium subglobosum LB1
Lineage: Eukaryota; Evosea; Eumycetozoa; Acytosteliales; Acytosteliaceae
Exons: 6
Coding region: 1-2853 (950 amino acids)
Cellular component (GO): cytoplasm
Molecular function (GO): saccharopine dehydrogenase activity
Source: RefSeq, a predicted model, not a curated record